UAUUCUCAAUAUUCUCAGGCUCCAACUUUCCCCGAGCUUCCCAUAGCAUCAGACAUUACCAUCCAAAAUGCAGUUCAAAUCUCUCGUCGUUUUCACCUCUUUCUUUGCCUCCAUCCUGGCGGCGGCUCCUAGCGCCGACACCAACCUUCAAGGGCAGUCCGCAGGUGAAACUCUCAGCAAUUUCCAAACCCAGGGACUUUGCUGGGCUGGCGAUGCCUGCACAGAUCGCAACUGCUGUGACUUUUCCCGCGGGCCUAUUCCCGGCACCGGAUAUUGCGAGUGCUAGAUAAGCGCGCCAUGCCCAGAAAGUCUUGGUAUGGGUUUUUUUGGGUUAUGGUUGACUGUGUUUCCC
Messenger RNA from Aspergillus campestris IBT 28561, 352 nucleotides. RefSeq lists its product as uncharacterized. NCBI's taxonomy places the organism in Eukaryota, Fungi, Ascomycota, Eurotiomycetes, Eurotiales, Aspergillaceae. Bases 68 to 286 code for a protein of 72 amino acids. The transcript has 3 exons. The record is from RefSeq and is a predicted model, not a curated record.